GAGAGAGAGAGAGAAAUGCGGACCGACUCCGGAGCUCCGUGAACUACAACAGUUUACACCGCGUCCUUUAUCCAUCUCUCCUCCAGAGGAUUAGUCUCUCCCUUCGUAAGGAUGGGUUCCGUGGCGUUCGACUGGAGGUUAUCGUGUCUUCUUCUGCAGGCAGCUGUUUUGCUGCUGCUCAGCAAGGGGGAGAGGAUGUGCCCUGCCAGUUGUCGCUGCGAAGGGAAGAUUGUUUAUUGCGAAUCCGGUAUCUUCCAAGACCUUCCAGAAAAUAUCACCACGGGAUGCCAGGGUCUGUCUCUGCGCUACAACAGCCUGCUGGUUCUGUUGCCGUACCAGUUUGCUCAUCUCAAUCAGCUCAUCUGGCUUUAUUUGGACCACAACGCCAUCAACUCAAUAGACGCUCUGGCUUUCCAUGGUGUGCGCAGACUGAAGGAGCUGAUACUCAGCUCCAACAAAAUAACCUUUCUGCACAAUAAGACUUUCAGCGCCAUCCCAAACCUGAGAAGCCUGGACCUAUCUUACAAUCAGCUGCAGUCGCUGCACCCGGGUCAUUUCUACGGCCUGCGCAAGUUGCAGAAUCUCCACCUGCGCUCUAAUGGACUGAAGCAGAUCCUCAUUCGCACGUUUCUGGAAUGCCGCAGUCUGGAGUUUCUAGAUUUGGGUUAUAAUCGCCUGCGGAGCCUCACCCGCACAACGUUCUUAGGGCUGUUCAAGCUGAAAGAGCUUCAUUUAGAGCACAAUCAAUUCUCCAGGAUUAAUUUUUUCAUUUUCCCACGCCUGACGAACCUUCAGGCUCUUUAUUUGCAGUGGAACCGCAUACGGUCCAUCAAUCAAGGCGUGCCGUGGACCUGGCAGAAGCUUCAGAGGUUGGACCUUUCGGGGAAUGAAAUCCAAAUCUUGGACCCGGCUGUUUUUCAGUGUAUGCCAAACUUACAAAUACUGAACCUGGAAUCCAACAAGCUGAGCAGUGUGCCUGUGGAAGCUGUGGCGGCCUGGACCUCCCUGACCACCAUCAGCCUGGCGGGGAACGCCUGGGACUGCAGCCCCAGCAUCUGCCCUCUGAUGGGGUGGCUCCGAACCAUGAGGGACCCCAAAGACAUCAGCAUGAUAUGCAGCAGCCCCAAGUCUGUGCAGGGCGAGCGCGUGGUGGACGUAGUCAGGAACCACUCCACGUGCGCCGACGUGUCAAACGCUUUCUCCACGACAGCUUUCAUCAUUAUGACUUCGCUGCAGAGUGUGAGCGCCGCAUCUUACCCGUUCCCCACUGAUUUUACAGACCUGAUUCCCACUGAGUGGCCCGACCAGACGAUAACCGCCUCCACCGUAGGUCUCAGUGAGACAGACACAGAGUCCCCAACAGUGAGCUCUGCGUCCCACAUCCCCCCAGAAACCCCCACGUCAUUUAUUCCAGAGCAACAAUUUGAACAUAUGGCUUUCCAUAAAAUCAUUGCAGGCAGCGUGGCCCUGUUCCUGUCGGUGUCAUUGAUCCUGCUGGUUAUUUAUGUCUCGUGGAGGCGCUACCCCAACACCAUGAGGCAACUGCAGCAGCACUCAGUCAACCACAAGCGGCGGAAAAAGGCUCGCAAGCAGGAGCAGGAUCUUAACUCACAGUUGCAAGAGUACUAUCUGAGCUACCAUUCAAACUCUGAGGCGAUGGACUCCCUGGUGAAUGAGACGCGGCCGUGCACAUGCACGAUAUCAGGAUCCAUAGAAUGUGAGGUCUGAACUGCCCACUCCACCUUAAGAGACAUCAAGUGCAAUUGCGAGGCAGAGGUAAAGGGGUUUUUUUCCUGGAGAUUAAGUGGUUUUUAUCUCUAAUAUGAGUUGAUAGAUUCUGCAGCACUGGAAAAAAUACUGGGGGGCAUAGUACAAUAUAAUUAUGUGGAGAGAAAAGGAGGUUAGAAUAGAAAGAUAUAUUUGGAGAGAGGUAAUUAUCACCGUGACUGACAUGAGAACAGUCGCAGGGUCAGUCAGGUUAGCUGUGGAUGAUCAAACGCAACAUCUGGACCUCUGCUACAAUAGAAGUCAGCUCCGUUCAGAGCCUGACCUUAUUCCUUAGUCAGAAUAUCUCGCCAUUGAACAUUUGAGCCAACAAUGCCACUUUU
Molecule: messenger RNA, 2108 nt
Organism: Salarias fasciatus (jewelled blenny)
Lineage: Eukaryota; Metazoa; Chordata; Actinopteri; Blenniiformes; Blenniidae
Product: leucine-rich repeat transmembrane neuronal protein 4-like
Exons: 2
Coding region: 112-1728 (538 amino acids)
Cellular component (GO): plasma membrane
Molecular function (GO): protein binding
Source: RefSeq, a predicted model, not a curated record